Molecule: messenger RNA, 555 nt
Organism: Acanthisitta chloris (rifleman)
Lineage: Eukaryota; Metazoa; Chordata; Aves; Passeriformes; Acanthisittidae
Product: vegetative cell wall protein gp1-like
Exons: 1
Source: RefSeq, a predicted model, not a curated record
CACCAUCGGCACCAUCCUGUUCUCCAUCACCAUCAGCACCAUUGGCACCGUCAUUCUCUUCUCCAUCACCAUCAGCACCAUUGGCACCACCAUCCUCCUCUCCAUCACCAUCGGCACCAUCCUGUUCUCCAUCACCAUCAGCACCAUUGGCACCGUCAUUCUCUUCUCCAUCACCAUCAGCACCAUUGGCACCACCAUCCUCCUCUCCAUCACCAUCGGCACCAUCGUGCACUUCUCCGUCACCGUCGGUACCAUCCUCCUCCUCUCCACCACCAUCCUCCUCUCCAUCACCAUUGGCACCAUCCUCCUCUUCACCACCAUCGGCACCGUCAUCCUCUCCAUCACCAUUGGCACCACCAUGCUCCUCUCCAUCACCGUCGGCACCGUCGUGCACUUCUCCGUCACCGUCGGCACCAUCCUCCUCCUCUCCACCACCAUUGGCACCAUCCCCCUCCUCUCCACACCCGUGUCCGUGCCCAUCGCCGUGGGUGACCAUGGCCGACCUGAAGGCGCAGGCCGUGCGGGAGCUGAGCCUCGAGGUUGCCCUGCGGGAGC